Messenger RNA from Branchiostoma floridae (Florida lancelet), 1566 nucleotides. Its product is annotated as macrophage mannose receptor 1-like. The transcript is spliced from 6 exons. Lineage: Eukaryota; Metazoa; Chordata; Leptocardii; Amphioxiformes; Branchiostomatidae. The coding region runs from base 16 to 1566 and encodes 516 amino acids. The record is from RefSeq and is a predicted model, not a curated record.
UCAUCAAAAUAUUUCAUGGAGGUAUUAGGUCUCCGAAAUCUUGUCUUUGAAGCACCCUGUCCGCAAGACAACCGAAUCGUACUGUCCAGUGGUAAAACGUACACCGUCCCUGAAGGCAACUCAACGUAUGGGGGCGCACAGGAAGAAUGCAGACGACAAGGCGGCAUCGUUGCGAUUCCAAGGAACGAAGAGGAACAACAGAACCUGGCGUUCCUAAAGAACUGCGUCAGCAGGGACGCUCAGUUUUGGCUUGGUAUAAGGAAGACAGCGGGUGACUGGAGAGACGACAGGGGCACCGCACUCGGCAGUUUUACGAGUUGGGCGUCCGGGGAGCCAAACGACGGACUCAACUGUGCGCACAUCGUCUACGGGAACAAAGUGGGCGAACGACGAGACAAGUGGGCAGACGCAAACUGCCUCCUAGUAUUCCGCUACGUCUGCGAGAUACAGGAUGCAUGCCGCAAUGGUUACAAAAUACAUAACAACAUCUGCUACAAGGCCUUCAACAUGGAGAUGACUUUUCUCGACGCGUCUUCGACCUGCCGUACCGAAGGUGGGACCCUCGCUAUGCCAAAGGACGCCGGCACAGACGACUUCCUGGUCUCCCUGAAGAAAGAUGUGGCUGAGAGAGGCCGUUUCUGGUUCGGUUUGGCGGAUCGGCGUCAAGAGGGGGUCUGGGAGUGGGUAGACGGCACCCCACUUGAAGGCUACAGCGCAUGGGGGCCAGGGGAACCCAACAACAACAAUGAUGAGGAUUGCGUCCUUUAUUAUGACGGAAAGACAUGGAAUGACGAAAAAUGUUCAUCAGCCAAAAAAUUCAUCUGUGAAUUAAAACUACCAGCAUGCCACAAUGGUUACCAAAUACAUAACAACAUCUGCUACAAGGCCUUCAACAUGCAGAUGACUUUUCUCGAUGCGUCUUGGACCUGCCGUACUGAAGGUGGGACCCUCGCUAUGCCAAAGGACGCCGGCACAGACGACUUCCUGAUCUCCCUGAAGAAAGAUGUGGCUGAGAGAGGCCGUUUCUGGUUCGGUUUGGCGGAUCGGCGUCAAGAGGGGGUCUGGGAGUGGGUAGACGGCACCCCACUUGAAGGCUACAGCGCAUGGGGGCCAGGGGAACCCAACAACGACAAAGAUGAGGAUUGCGUCCUUUAUUAUGACGGAAAGACAUGGAAUGACGACAAAUGUUCAUCAGCCAAAAAAUUCAUCUGUGAAGUUAAACUACCAGCUCCUAUGAUUGACAACUGCCAAGUCGGAUAUAAACUUCUAGCAAGGACCUGCAUCCGGCUUUAUUUCAGGGAAGUGGGCCACAAAGAUGCCAGGAAGAUCUGUGAGAGGGAGGGGGCGAGACUUGCCAUGCCUAAAACAGAAGAGUUGGAUCAGGCUUUGAGAAACCUUGUCCAGAAGGAAGGCCACAACGUCGAGUUUUGGAUCGGCUUGAGGAACAAAGGAUCAUUCCUUCUUCGGAUGGAAUCCAGGAGAGCCAGAUGGCCGCAGAUGGAUUCAUCUGACGAAUCUGUGCGUAAAGUAUGGCUCAGGUCGCACUGGUUAUCCCAUGUGGGAUGA